ACGUACUCGUAGGUGUGUCUAUGUCGCAGCGUCAUAGUUUAGACUUUUCGGGCUCGAUAUGGAAAACUCUGGAACUUUCUACGAGGACUUAAAUGAAAGUAAAACCGAAAACUCGAGGUUAAAUGAACAGAACACGACUGGGUCCACAGCGGACAGUACCGAGUCAAGCAACAAUUUCGACUUUGAAGACAAACGUUUACAGAAAAAGUGAAACGGUACAAAGGACACGGAAGAAACAGUGUAACUCCUGGAGUACUCCUUGUAUUUACUGCGAAGUAACCGAUAAACCGAUCGUCGUUUUUAUGCGCUACAGUCGUUAAAAUGGGCAAAGACUAUUAUGAGAUUCUCGGUAUUAAGAAGGGGGCAUCCGAGGAGGAAAUAAAGAAAGCUUACCGUAAGCAGGCUUUGAGAUAUCACCCCGACAAAAACAAGUCACCAGGAGCAGAAGACAAAUUCAAAGAAAUUGCCGAGGCUUACGAUGUUUUAAGCGACGCCAAGAAAAAGGACAUUUUCGAUCGUUUUGGCGAAGAAGGUCUGAAAGGAAAUGGUCCUUCAAGUGGUGGUGAUGGCGGUACCUUCAGCUACACCUUUCAAGGAGACCCUCAUGCUAUGUUUUCAGAGUUUUUUGGUGGACGUAACCCCUUUGAUCAGUUCUUUGGGAGCCGUAAUGGGGGCAAUCAAGAAGACAUGGACACUGAUGAUCUUUUUAGCCGCUUUGGCAUGGGUGGCAGUGGAAUGGGUGGGUUUCCCCGCUCCUUUAGCACAGGAAUGGGAGGAAUGGGCAGUCAUAGCAGUGUAGUAAAGAAGCACCAGGACCCUCCAGUGGUUCAUGAUCUGCAGGUGACCAUAGACGAAAUUUUGGCAGGUUGUACUAAGAAAAUGAAGAUUUCUCGUAAAAGACUGAACCCGGAUGGGAGAACAUUAAGGACAGAAGAUAAAAUCCUGGAGUUGCAAAUUAAAAAAGGAUGGAAGGAGGGCACCAAAAUCACCUUUCCAAAAGAGGGGGAUGAAACGCCUACUAAUAUUCCAGCUGAUGUGGUGUUUGUGUUGAAAGACAAACCACACCCAGUGUUCAAACGGGACGGUUCUGACAUCAUAUAUCCAGCCAAGAUCUCACUGAGGGAUGCCUUGUGUGGCAGUACUAUAAAUGCACCAACACUGGAUGGCAGAACAGUGCCCAUCACAACAACAGAUAUUGUUCACCCUGGAAUGAAGCGGAGGAUAAGUGGAGAAGGGCUUCCUUAUCCAAAACGCCCAGAUCGUAGAGGUGAUCUAAUUGUGGAGUUUGAGGUUAAGUUCCCAGAAAGGCUUAGUCAAAGUGCUCGAGACACAAUCGCCAAGGUUCUUCCACCAUCCUAAAAAACAUAAAGUUUAGAUUAUUGCUCUAAAGAUGUAAACUUUUUUACAUAGGAUGUGUGUAGGUGAAAUGCCAAUAGAAUGAUUUAUUUUCAUGGUUAAUAUGUGAAAAACAUGUUUUUCUGUCAUCUUAUGUUAAAUUGUCAGACAUUUUUUAAUAGAUUUGAGGUAUAUAAUAUAAUUAUAACAUUCUUUACUCUGUGAGUGCUCCUGGAUGCAAAUUUAAACUCUUUGCGAAAGAAAUUUUCUAUUGUCACAACAUUGUUGUUGUGCAUUAUUGUUCACGUAGUUCACUGAUGACUUGAAACGUAAAACGCAGGGAGAUUUUCUUAAUGGAAGUUUUUCUGGUAAACAUCACCAUCUUAGAAGUCAUGAACUCAUUGGUCAUUACAUUGCAUAUUAUUUUUAUUGUUACAAAUCCAAUGAAAGAAGGCACCACAAAAAGUCGUAUUUGUAGAAAAAAUAAAUUCUGUUUUUGAAAAUAAAUAAAUAAAUAAUGUGCCGCAGCAACUACAAUA
This is a messenger RNA of Cynoglossus semilaevis (tongue sole), 1874 nucleotides long. RefSeq names its product DnaJ heat shock protein family (Hsp40) member B1b (gene dnajb1b). The transcript is spliced from 3 exons. The record is from RefSeq and is a predicted model, not a curated record. Bases 322 to 1359 code for a protein of 345 amino acids. Gene Ontology annotation, molecular function: Hsp70 protein binding; transcription corepressor activity. Lineage: Eukaryota; Metazoa; Chordata; Actinopteri; Pleuronectiformes; Cynoglossidae. Gene Ontology annotation, biological process: negative regulation of transcription by RNA polymerase II. Gene Ontology annotation, cellular component: cytosol.